AUGUCAUCGAAGGUAUUGAACAUAAAUGUGGGUCUUUUGGGACACAUCGACAGCGGGAAGACAUCUCUGGCCAAAGCUUUGUCCACAACUCAGUCCACGUCUUGUUAUGAUAAGAGCCCUCAAAGCCGUGAGAGAGGGAUAACCAUUGAUUUGGGCUUCUCUUCGGUGCGGAUGUCGUGUCCCAAACAUCUCAUACCAGAGACGGAUCCGUUAGCCGCGGGCGUCGGCGGCACAGAUGCGGUGACCAGUGAUUGGACACUGCAGAUGACAUUCGUGGACUGUCCCGGACACUCGUCGCUCAUUAAGACCAUCGUUGGCGGCGCUCAGAUCAUCGACAUUAUGGUUCUGGUGGUGGAUGUGAUGAAAGGCAUUCAGACCCAGACAGCCGAGUGUCUGGUGAUCGGAGCCAUCACUUGCGACAAACUGGUCGUCGCUUUAAAUAAAGUGGAUUUGAUUCCCGAGAAUAAGCGCGAGAUUGCCGUCGAGAAGAUGUCCAAAAGGAUCGCAAAGACAUUAGAAAAUACGAGAUUCAAAUCGGCGCCCAUUAUAGCAGUGGCCGCACAUCCGACCGAUCAGAAUGAACACAACGCCAACACCGCGGGAAGCGUUGAAAGUGAUGUCAUUAGUGAUGCCAUUGGAAUCGAGGCUUUGUUGAACACAAUUUGUCAACAAAUCUCUUAUCCAAAACGGAGUCCAAAAGGAGAGCUGAUCCUAUCGGUUGACCAUUGCUUUUCAAUCCGCGGUUCCGGCACUGUAUUGACUGGAACUAUAAUCCAGGGAUCAAUUGCUGUCAAUGAUCCACAAACACAGUGUGUUAAACUAGGGUUUGAUGACCUUGCCCCUCAGCAGUCUUCGCCUGGCUUUAUGUCCGCUGUCUAUGCGGUGAUCGCAAGCCUUAACACAAUUGCUUAUUAUAAGGGAAAGUAUGCGACGAAAGCCAAGUUCCACAUCAGUGUUCUUCACGAGACAGUUAUCGCCAAAAGUACUUUCUUUAAGAUCACAGACCAGUCGACAAACAAUUGCGACAAUAGUUUUGAUUUUGAAAGACAAUAUAGUUAUGUGGAAGAGUUGGACAAAGACUUUGAUCCGAAACAAUACUUCGUGUUAUUAGAGUUUGAACGGCCGGUCAUCUUGAAUACGGGUGCGCUAUAUAUCGCCUCAAAGCUCGACACCGAUAUUCACGCCAAUGUCUGUCGUCUCGCCUUUUAUGGCAAUAUUCUGAAGACAUUUUGCGAUAAGAAUUACGCGGAAAAUGAUUUACAAAAUGUCAAGAUUUUUAAAAUGAAAUCAAAAGAGGGAAUCGUUGACAGAAUUUCCAAUGAAUACGAAGUGAUUGUCAAAAAUUUGCUCAAAAAGGAGACAAAUGUCCAGAAUUUUGUCGGCCUUCGAGUGGUGUUGAGUUCGGGCGAUGAGGGAGUGAUUGACGGCGGGUUCGGCCAAAGCGGGAAAGUCAAGGUUCGGAUACCAAAUGGUAUUCAGGAUAAGAGUCUCAUUUCGAGCUCAAAGAAAAAGCAGACGAAUAAUGAAAAUUCAAAUAAUACACAAAUUAAGGCUUUAUUACAAUUUAAGCGAUAUAUCUAUGAUUCACAUAAGAAAAUGAUACAAAACUGA
Medioppia subpectinata is the source of this 1611-nucleotide messenger RNA. Lineage: Eukaryota; Metazoa; Arthropoda; Arachnida; Sarcoptiformes; Oppiidae. The record is from the annotation of a GenBank genome assembly.